GAGGAGGGGGCUGUUCGGCGCAGGCGCAGUGGGUGCCUCUAUUGUCUCUGGCUGCUCUUGCCUCCGGUGGCCGUCAGAAGAAGAAGAAGGAGAAGGAGGAGGAGAGGGCGAGGGAGGCCAGGCGUCGGAGGGCUGUGUGGCCGCUGCUGCCUCUGCCUCUGCCUCUGGGGGAGGAGGGCCAUGUGGGGCCCGGGGCGGAGGGGCUCCCUGGCGGCGAUGGCGUCGGGGCCCGGGGCGCCUCGUCCGGGGCCGGAGCUGCCGCUGGGCGCGUAGAGCGUCGGAUGCUCGGGGGCGGAGGCGGGGGCGUCCCCAGGGGGCGCGGGUCCUCCGGCGGGGAGAAGGGAACCGCCUCCGCCGCCUCCGCCGUUGGGCGAGGGCCAUGGGGGCCAAGCAGAGCGCCGCCGGAGCAGGAGGAGGGCGAGGGCGAGGCUCCCCCGAGGCAGCCUCCUCCGCCUCCUCCGAGGCCGCCCUGCCGGGGCCUGGCCUGGGCGCCUCCCGCGGCCUCCCCUCCGCCCUGGGCCUCCGCAGCCGCUCGGUCAGCUCCGUCGUCUCCGGCGUGGGCCUCCUGGAGGGCGGCAGCGCCAACGCCAGCCUCCCCUUCGGACUCUACGCCGCCGGAGCAGCCUCCUCCUCCUCUUCUUCGGCGGCAGCAGCAGCAGCGCCUUCCUCGACGACGACGGCGGCGCCAGCAGAGAUGCUCCUCCGCGGGACGGGCCCCGACUCCGCCCCCUUCGCCCCUGGCAACGGUUUCCAGGACAACGGAGGCGGCGGCGGCGGUGGUACCCAGAGGGACCCAGGAGGAGGAGGAGGAGGAGGGAUGCUGUACCUGGGGCCCAGGGCCUCCGCCCUCGCCGACGCCCUCCCCAUCCACCUCACCGCCCCACGAUGGUUCAGCGCCCACAGCGGUUUCAAGUGCCCCAUUUGCUCCAAAUCCGUGGCUUCCGACGAAAUGGAAAUGCACUUUAUCAUGUGUCUGAGCAAACCUCGCCUCUCCUACAAUGAUGAUGUGCUAACCAAGGAUGCAGGCGAGUGUGUCAUUUGCCUGGAGGAACUUCUGCAAGGGGACACGAUAGCCCGGCUUCCAUGCCUGUGCAUUUACCACAAAAGUUGUAUAGAUUCUUGGUUUGAAGUGAACAGAUCCUGCCCAGAGCACCCUUCAGAUUGACCCUGGCAAUGCUUGCUGAACGCUCCCAAGGGCGUCCCAUCAACCAUCCUUCCCACAUCCAGUCUCCUCCAGUAGAAGCUCUGGAAGCCGCUGGGAUGGCAGCGAAAAAAGGAGACGGGGGAAAUGGUGUUCUCUUCUGAAAAAGGGGCAGAUGAGACAUCCCCGUCUCCCAAAAGGAAAGAGAAGCUGCUGCAUUUUUGAGGCUGUACCCAGAGAGAGAAAGAGGGGUCUGGGUGUUUGGGGCGCAAGAGCCCAGCAGCCACUUCGCGAGUGCCACCAUGAUGUUUGUUUGGGCCAGAACUGGCCGCUAGCCGAGCGUGGGAGCCACCGCCGUUCGAGGAGAACUCACACUUUUUUGCACUGACCAGGCGGUACAGUAUAUAUUUUCCCCCCUUUUCUCUUUCUCCUUUCCCCAAAUAUCCCACAUGGAACUGGAAGAGGAGUCCCGCCACUUGCCUGUCCGUCCCGUCCCUGCACCACACCCCGAGGAGGAAAAGGCCUUUUCCGUCACGUUUUUUUGACGGCGUCGUAGGUUUGUCUUUUCAAGUGUUUACAAAACAAAAAAACAGCCAUUUUCGUGUCAACAGAUGUGUGUUCCUGGUGAUGUUUACAAGACUGCAUCCUCUCGGCCUCCCAGCGACAGUCUCUCGAGGAGUUGAGAAGCUGGAUCUCCCAAGACCCUCCUCGGCCUUCGCUCUUCCUCCCUUGUCCCCCCAACCAAACCCACCCUUUUGAUCCCGGGGACACCCCCAUUUCAUUGCCAAAAGUCUCGCCCUCCCGGUUUCCCCUUUCUCUCUUAAGUCUCGGUUUGAACUCUCCGCGCUGGGAUGGCUUCGGGGCGAUUCUGAAGGGCUGUCGCCAUUCACAAGUGUCCUGCUAAGAUGCCUGAACCUUUCUCGGCCCUUGUGUGGGAAAACAAAAAGGGUGAUUUCUUUUUCUUCUUAAAAGCAAAACACAACACACACACAAACACACACACACACACACCAGUCCACAUUUGAGCACGAAGCAGAGACCGUCUCAGCCAUGGAGGGGGAAAGGAAAGCCCCUGCAAGUAGCUUCCAUCCAGCAAGAAAAAGGUGUCUGUAUUUAUAUAGCAAAAUGACGAACUUUGAAAAUGACAAAAAAAGAACAAAACAAAAACAUUCAAAGCUUGGGAAGAGAGAAACUUCCCCUAUUAGUCAAGGUGUUUUGAUAUGGUAUUAAAUAAUGUUCAAUAAAAUAGUCACUGUUAUUUUA
This is a messenger RNA of Sceloporus undulatus (fence lizard), 2404 nucleotides long. RefSeq names its product zinc and ring finger 1 (gene ZNRF1). Bases 380 to 1165 code for a protein of 261 amino acids. The record is from RefSeq and is a predicted model, not a curated record. The transcript has 5 exons. NCBI's taxonomy places the organism in Eukaryota, Metazoa, Chordata, Lepidosauria, Squamata, Phrynosomatidae.